AUGGUGUGGCACGAGGUGGCGGUGGGCACAAGCAUCAGUGGGCUGGCGGCCACCAAGUGCUGCGUGGAAGAGGGGUUGGAGCCCACCUGCUUCGAGCAGAGCAAGAACAUCAGAGGGCUAUGGUCCUACAUGGACCAGGCAGACGAAGGCAGAGCCAGCAUCUACCACACUGUCUUCACCAACUCCUGCAGAGAGAUGAUGUGUUACUCUGACUUCCCCUUCCCUGAUCACCACCUCAACUACAUGCACAAUGCCAGGUUCCAGCACUACAUCUCCAAGUAUGCUGAGCACUUCGACCUGCUCCGGUACAUACAGUUCAAGACCCUGGUCACCAAGGCUAAAAAACAUGCAGACUUUUCUGUGACAAGGCAAUGGGAGGUGGUGACCCAGAGAGAUGGGAAGGAAGAGACAGCGGGUUUUGAUGCUGUUAUGGUUUGCUCUGGGCAUCACAUCUACCCAAACCUCCCCCUCGCCGACUUCCCAGGAAUACAGAAGUUUAAAGGCUGCUACUUCCACAGAUGAGAGUAUAAGGAGCUGGAGAAGUUCAGAGGGAAGAAGGUGCUGGUGAUAGGCUUGGGCACCUCCAGCUGUGACGUUGCCAUGGAGCUCAGUACUGUGGCAUCGCAGGUCUAUCUGAGCUCCUGAAGAGGGUCCUGGGUGAUGAGCCGCAUUUGGGAUAAUGGCUACCCCUGGGACAUGCUGGUCAUCACUUGUUUCCAGACCUGGCUGGGGAACUUCCUCCCCAGGGCGCUCAGCGACUGGCUGUAUGUGAGAGUGAACCAUGAACUGGUUCUUCAAACACGAGAACUUUUCAUGCCACUGAACAGAACUUCAUGCAAGGAGCCGGUGUUCAAUGACAACCUCCAGAGCCGCAUUGCCUGUGGUGUGGUGGUGAUAAAGCCAAAUGCGAAGGAGUUCAGAGAGGCAUCCAUUUUGUUCCAAGAUGGGAUUGCGCAGGAUGAUGUCAAUAUGGUCGUCUUCGUCACUGGUUACAGUUACUCCUACCCUUUUGUGGAGGAUGAUUCCAUCAUCAAAAGCAGGGACAAUCAGGUCACCCUCUACAAAGGCAUCCUCCCUCCUCAGCUCAAGAAGCCAAUCGUGAAAGUCAUUGGGCUGGUCCAGUCCCUUGGACCCAUCACCCCAACAGCAGACCUCCAGUGCCGCUGGGCAGGCAAGGUGUUUCAGGGACGGUGCAUGCUCCCCCCAGUCAGUGAGAUGAUGGAUGACACUGAUGAGAAGAUGGAGAAGAAGCUCAAGUGGUACGGGAACAGCACCACGCUGCAGACUUAUAUCAGCUACAUGGAUGAGCUGGGCUCGGCCAUUGACAUGAAGCCCAACAUACUGAAGCUCCUGCUGAUGGACGUGUGGCUGGCCCUGGAGGUCGUCUUUGGCCCCUGCAGCCCCUACCAGUUUCGGCUGAUGGGCCUGGGGAAGUGGAGCUCAGUCCCACCCAUUGUCGGAGAUUCUGGCAAAAUCCCACCCGAUAUUGAGAAGUUCAAGGGCCAAUAUUUCCACAAGACCCCUGAGGGAUGCAAAGGGAAGACCAUUUUAGCAUUUGGCCUGGGGAAUUUGGGGUUGGACAUGGUGGUGGGGCUCUCCCCAGAGGCCAAGGAGAAGGUGGACCCCUCCAGAGCAGAGGGAAUGGCCCCUCCCAGGCGCCCUGCAACAGUCUGCCUGUCCAGCCCAGACCUCCCCAGCGGGGCAGCUUUGGGAGACAGACGCAAAAACAUCCCUAAAGCCAAGGUGUGCUACACCCGCAGCCCCUCCACCAGCCUUGGUGGCCACGUCAAAGUCAGCAGCGUCUUCUCCAGGGAUGGGGGACAGGACCACAGUCAGUGA
Messenger RNA from Nipponia nippon (crested ibis), 1839 nucleotides. Lineage: Eukaryota; Metazoa; Chordata; Aves; Pelecaniformes; Threskiornithidae. The record is from RefSeq and is a predicted model, not a curated record.